Cylicostephanus goldi is the source of this 459-nucleotide messenger RNA. The record is from the annotation of a GenBank genome assembly. NCBI's taxonomy places the organism in Eukaryota, Metazoa, Nematoda, Chromadorea, Rhabditida, Strongylidae.
CUGAGGUGCACUCGUUUAGGUUCGAUUGCUGCUGGUGGACUUGGCGGAGUGACGGCGCUGUUCCUUCUCUAUCCAUUUGACUUUGCUCGAACGCGAUUGGCCGUGGACGUGAAUGAAAAUGGCACAAGAAAGUUCAAAGGAAUGCUCGACUGCCUUGAUAAAGUGCGAAAGCGGGAAGGAUGCCUGGGCUGGUACAGGGGAUUUUCGCCCUCUGUCCAGUUUGUGUUCGCAUCCAGAGCCGUUUUCUUUGGCAUUUUUGAUGUGCUGAGGACAAGUGUUGCGGAUCCGAAGCAGCUACAUUUCAUGACUUUGUGGUUGAUAGCGCAGGUUUGCUUAAUCACCUCUGGCUUACUGUGUUAUCCCCUUGACACAGUGAGGAGGCAAAUGAUGAUGCAAGCUGGAAAAGUUGAGAAAACCAUGCAGAGUUCUUGGAGCUGUUGGUGUCACAUUGCGAAGUAA